Cuculus canorus (common cuckoo) is the source of this 1695-nucleotide messenger RNA. Its product is annotated as C-type lectin domain family 4 member A. Lineage: Eukaryota; Metazoa; Chordata; Aves; Cuculiformes; Cuculidae. Gene Ontology annotation, molecular function: carbohydrate binding. The transcript has 6 exons. Gene Ontology annotation, cellular component: external side of plasma membrane. Bases 555 to 1244 code for a protein of 229 amino acids. Gene Ontology annotation, biological process: antifungal innate immune response. The record is from RefSeq and is a predicted model, not a curated record.
AGCUUAAUCACACAAGACAAGUAAGGGCAGAAUGCAUUUUAUAUUGGGCUAUGCUGUAGCUUAAUCUGAGCUGGGGCCUAUGAUAGCUGCAAAUGUAAGAACAAUAUCAGAAUUACUAACAGACAAAGAAAGACAUGAAGACAAGGGAAGGAGAGAGUGAAAAAAAGGACAGUGGACAAAGAAACAAACCAAGAGAUCUUAAGAAGGAAACCUAGCAGCUAAGAAUUUUAUAUGAGGAAGGAGUGCAACUUCCUUUUCAGUUGUUAGGUUCUCCUUUUUCUUUUAUUUCUCAGAAGUUUCCAUAGUGCUGAGGCUGAAUUCCUGGGCUAAGAAACUGAAAAUCUGUUCAGAGCAUUUCUGGACACUCAGGAAUUCUCAGGUUAUCACCAGUGCUUCCGGUGUUCAGCACAACCUUCUUGGACAGAUGGUGAGUGAGCAGACAGGAAAGGCUCAGUAAUUUAUUGGUGUCUCCCUCUGGAACCAGGGACUGAAAAGGCCCUUUGCUUUUCCAUAGCAAAACUAGGGACAGGGAUCAGUGAUCACACUGCAAUUGAAUGGCAUCAGAAAUUACCUAUGCUGAGGUGAAGUUCAAGAAUGCAUCACCCACUGCAGCAGUUGAAGUACCUACUCAGACGAAGAAGCAUGAGCACCAUCCCCAGAAAUACCCACCUUGGCUCCCAUGGCUGAUCUCACUGCUGCUUCUCUUGGUGUGCAUUGCCCUUGUUAUUCUCCUUGUCAUACCUUUCUCCCAUAGAGGCAACCAGUCCACAGUCCUGCAGCAGAAAUUCAUGGAGUGGUUGUGUGUCUCAGCGAUGCCGCAACACAAAGGCAGAGGCUGGCUGUGCUGCCCAAACGGCUGGAAACGCUUUAAAAAAAGCUGCUACUACAUGUCGGUUGAUAUGAUGAACUGGGCUGAGAGUGAGCAGAACUGCACCGCCAUGGGCUCCCACCUGGUGGUGAUCAACACCACAGCAGAGCAGACUUUCCUCACUGAAGAGCUACAACAAUCUCCACGAGGAAGGAAUUACUACAUCGGUCUGACUGCACAGGCACUGGGCCAGUGGCAGUGGGUGGACCAGACUCCAUAUAAUGAGUCAGCAAUGUUCUGGCGGAGCGGGGAACCAAGUAAUGUGGCUGUUGAGGCGUGCGUUGUAAUCCAUACAAAUCCAAAGAUACACAACUGGAAUGAUAUCCAAUGUGGGAACCAUUAUCGAAUUUGUGAAGCUGCAGCACUUAUUGUGUGAUGGAGCGACCCCCAUCCUGAGUAAAACUGGGAGCAUCUCAGGGCUGUGUUGGGAGGGAUAGGUGCCCCUGGAUCAUGCAUCUUCACUCUACUGGGUGGGGUGAUGUGAGUGGAAGUGAUAUUACUCUGUGUUCAGCAUCUCCAGAGCAUGUAUCAACUCAGGGAACACAUGAAGACUCAAGAUCAUCAAAGCAGGUCCUGGGCUCUUGUCCCCUCUUCCUUCUGAGUGGAUCUGGCAGCCACUGGCUGAAAAGAGGUCGAGAUCUCCAGAAAGAAGAAACAGGAAUGAAAGACAGAUGUUCUGAUCUUUGAUUUUCUUUGUCUCCUUGAGCAGAGGUGUCUGCUUUUUCUUGGGGCACACAGAGAAUGUCCUCUAGUUACAUUGGUUUCGCUGAAUAAAUAUUGAUUUCUUAUACAAGGGAAAAUACAGAACAAUGAAAAAGUCUUUGUUC